AUGGCCGACUUGCACAAGGCAGAGAACCAGUUCCAGCAAAUGAUCACUGAAUGUAGGAACGAUCCAGUAAGACCAGUUCCAACCAUCAACGAUAAAAUACUGAGCACCCCACAGAAAAUACUGCAAGCCGCCUACGAAACACACAGAACAAAUAGAAACGCCUCAUUCCGUGACCAGAUUCACCAGCCGGGAUUUCACCAAUGGAAGAAAGACGAGAUUCUACAUCAAGUUCUCGAAGCAGAGAGUGGCCUGACGGACUACGUCGACCCAAGGAAUAACCUCGCUUAUUGGGCACGCCCGCCACGGCAUGUUCGGGACCUGGUCUACAAGAUCCAGCAAGAGAUCGGGGCAUUAAUUGGAUCUUCUCUCUGGCUAGUCCCAUCAGACAAUCUGCACAUGACGACAUUGGAGAUCAGUUCUGAGCAGCCAGCAGACCAGAUCCGUAAACUGACGGAAGCUAUGGAUUCAAAGCUGACACAGGAGCUGGCAAACUACACCCUUAACCACCGUGUGCGACUGGUCAAACCGAUCAUCAGCUACGACACUUCUGCCAUUGCUCUUAGCUUUGUGCCUGCGGCUGGUGAAGAUGACUUUAGCGAGUAUAGCGGAAACGAUGAUCGGUAUACGUAUCACCACCUGCGGAGAGAUCUCUACGACAAGGUGACCAUGUCUGGCAUUUCAAUUGCUGCUAGAUAUACUGUUCCCUCGGCGCAUAUUACUAUUGCUCGCUUUGUCCAACCAGUUGGAGCCACAGAGGUCGAGUUGGAAUCUCCAGAGGUAAUUGAACAAAAGGCGAAUCAACUUGUUGCGAAGAUUGAGGUUCUCAAUGGUGAACUCCGCUCAAAUGUGUGGAGAAGAUUGGGAGAUCCGUCUCAGGGAGAGUGGGUUGUUGGUCAUGAGAAAGGGUUGGAAUUUAUGUGGGGUACAACAUGGUAUGGAAAAGGAGAGAGUAUCGUGCUUGGAAACGGAUUUGUUUAA
Molecule: messenger RNA, 978 nt
Organism: Penicillium soppii
Lineage: Eukaryota; Fungi; Ascomycota; Eurotiomycetes; Eurotiales; Aspergillaceae
Exons: 2
Coding region: 1-978 (325 amino acids)
Source: RefSeq, a predicted model, not a curated record